Molecule: messenger RNA, 4830 nt
Organism: Oncorhynchus masou masou (cherry salmon)
Lineage: Eukaryota; Metazoa; Chordata; Actinopteri; Salmoniformes; Salmonidae
Product: activin receptor type-1B-like
Exons: 10
Coding region: 102-1637 (511 amino acids)
Biological process (GO): cellular response to growth factor stimulus; activin receptor signaling pathway; protein phosphorylation
Cellular component (GO): activin receptor complex; plasma membrane
Molecular function (GO): activin binding; ATP binding; activin receptor activity, type I
Source: RefSeq, a predicted model, not a curated record
CUUCAACAGGCUGGCAGCGGCUGUAUGGUGUGUGGUUAUGUUUAGGUCUGGCCGUGGUGUUGACAAUACCACCCUCCGAAUGCGAUGGGAAUGCUGAAGGAAUGGCUUUAAAACGAUUUGUUCUCACGUUACUGGCCCUGUCUGGGUUAGCCAUCGGCGACGCCCUGCGGUGUAACUGCACCAACUGUGUGAAGUCUGGUUAUGAGUGUGAGACUGACGGGGCCUGCAUGGCCUCCACCUCCUUCAUCCAGGGGCAUGAGCAGCAUGUAAGGAUCUGUAUCGCCAGAGACAGCCUUGUGCCCCCUGGCCAACCUUUCUACUGCCUCAGUGCUGAGGGACUGCUCAACACACACUGCUGCUACACUGACUACUGCAACCGCGUCGACCUCAAGGUUCCCUCGCUCCCGGUGAAACCAGGGGAGCUGGGCUGGGUGGGCUCUGGAGGCCCCUGGGGGCCAGUGGAGCUGGUGGCUGUGAUCGCAGGGCCGGUCUUCCUGCUGUGCAUGCUGCUGCUGGUGGGAUUAUUCCUCUUCCAGCAUCACCAGAGAACCUACAGCCACAGACAGCGGCUGGAGGUGGAGGACCCCUCCUGUGAACACCUCUACCUGGCCAAGGACAAGACCCUGCAGGAUCUCAUCUAUGACAUGUCCACCUCCGGGUCUGGUUCUGGCCUGCCCCUGUUCGUGCAGCGUACAGUGGCCAGGACCAUCGUUCUGCAGGACAUCAUAGGGAAGGGCCGCUUCGGGGAGGUGUGGCGGGGGAAGUGGCGCGGGGGAGACGUGGCGGUAAAGAUCUUCUCGUCCAGAGAGGAGCGCUCGUGGUUCAGAGAGGCUGAGAUCUACCAGACCAUCAUGCUGCGACACGAGAACAUCCUGGGAUUCAUCGCCGCCGACAAUAAAGAUAACGGCACAUGGACCCAGUUGUGGCUGGUCUCAGACUACCACGAGUACGGUUCUCUGUUUGACUACCUGAACUACUAUUCUGUGACUAUAGAGGGCAUGAUCAAACUGGCCCUGUCUGCCGCCAGCGGCCUGGCUCACCUGCAUAUGGAGAUACUGGGCACGCAGGUCUUCCAACUCAGUGUUUCCUCCUCUCUAGGUAAGCCUGGUAUCGCCCACCGUGAUCUGAAGUCUAAGAACAUUUUGGUGAAGAAGAAUGGCAUGUGUGCCAUCGCUGACCUGGGGCUGGCAGUACGCCACGAGUCCAUCACUGAUACUAUAGACAUCGCCCCUAACCAGCGUGUUGGCACCAAGAGGUAUAUGGCUCCAGAGGUCCUGGAAGAAACAAUCAACAUGAAACACUUUGACUCGUUUAAGUGUGCUGAUAUCUACGCCCUGGGGCUGGUGUACUGGGAGAUAGCGCGCCGCUGCAACACUGGAAGUAUCCACGAGGAUUACCAGCUGCCCUACUUUGACCUGGUGCCCUCUGACCCCUCCAUAGAUGAGAUGAGGAAGGUGGUGUGUGACCAGAGGCUGAGGCCUAACGUGCCCAACUGGUGGCAGAGCUACGAGUCUCUGCGUGUGAUGGGUAAGAUCAUGAGGGAGUGCUGGUACUCUAACGGAGCGGCCCGCCUCACGGCUCUACGCAUCAAGAAGACUCUCUCUCAGCUCAGUGUUGAGGAGGACAUCAAGAUGUAAGAGAAGAGUGGGACGGACAGGCGGCAGAGCCACGUAGCUCGCUGGAGACGCACAACGAUAGACACAGGCAGUAUAUCAAAUGGCGCCCUAUUCCCUAUCUAGUACACUACUUUUUGACCAGGGCUCAUGGAAAAUAACACGGAAAGGACUGAGACUAAAUCCUGCCAGUUUUAAAGCCACACUCCCAAGUUGUGACAAGGCCUACCCCGCCUUAUUAGCCAUAACUACUGAGAAUCUCCCCUCUGCCGCUCCUCUCUUCUUUCUCCCUCCUUCACCUGGUUAUCCCAACCUCCUCUCCUUCACCCACUCUUAUGGGCCACCACACUACAACAUGAUUAUCCCCAACAACCUCCCUGUUCAGUUUUACUUUGUGCUCCGAGGCAGUAAAUAUUACUAUUGUACAGUGACAGGAAUUUAGUUUGUAAUAUUUUGUACAUCUUUUUAAUUUUUACAUUUUUUUUGCCACAAGACUAGCUACGUCCUGAACUCAUAUUCAUAAUGUGGUUUCAUGUCCACAUUUAUAAGUAAAAAAAAAAAUUGCUUUUGGGAGAAUGUGGGAGAGUAGCAGAUGACUCGCUUGUCGUCACCCAACUAUCUGUACAGGAUGAAAUCAACCAUAUUAGGCAGGAAAGUCACUUCUAUGGACAUGUCACAAUAUACACUGAACAAAAAUAUAAAUGCAACAUGUAAAAUGUUGGUCCCAUAUUUCUUAGGCUGAAAUAAAAGAUCCCAGAAAUUAUCCAUACUAAUUUGUCUACAUCCCUGUUAGUGAGCAUUUCUCCUUUGCCAAGAUAAUCCAUCCACUUGACAGAUGUGGCAUAUCAAGAAGCUGAUUAAACAGCAUGAUCAUUACACAGGUGCACCUUGUGAUGGGGAUAAUAAAAGGCCACUAAAAUGUGUAGUUUUGUCACAACACAAUGCCACAGAUGUCAAGUUUUGAAGGAGUGUGCAAUUGACAUGCUGACUGCAGGAAUGUCCACCUGAGCAGUUGCCAGAGAAUUGAUGUUCUCUACCAUACGCCGCCUCCCAUGUUGUUUUUAGAGAAUUUGGCAGUAGGUCCAACUGGUAUCACAAUCACAGACCACAUGUCACCACGCCAGCCCAGGCCCUUUACACUCACCUGUGGGAGUGUCUGAGAUUAGCCACCCGGACAGUUGAUGAAACUGGGUUUGCACAACCUGAAUUUCUGCACAAAUGGUCGGGCAAACUCAUCUGCAUGCUUGUCGUCACCAGGGUCUUGACCGCUCUACAGUUCGACAUCGUAACCGACUUCACGCCCGAAAAGUGUUAUUUUCGCAGAUGAAUCUUUCAUCUGUUCUGGCGUCGUGUGGGCGAGCGGUUUGCUGAUGUCAACGUUGUGAACAGAGAACCCCAUGGUGGGGACAUGGUAUGGGCAAGCAUAAGCUAGGUUUACGAACACAAUUGCAUUUUAUUUAUGUCAAUUUGAAUACACAGACAUACCGUGAUGAGAUCCUGAGGCCCAUUGUCGUGCCAUUCAUCAUCACGUUUCAGUACGGUAAUGAGCAGCCCCAUGUCGGAAGGAUCUGUACACAGCGGAAAAUGUCCCAGUUCUUCCAUGGCCUGCAUACUCACCAGACAUGUCACCCAUUGAACAUGUUUGGGAUGCUUCACGUGUACAACAGCGUGUUCCUGUUCCCGCCAAUACCCAGCCAUUGGAGGAGUGGGACUACGAUCAACAGCCUGAUCAACUCUGUGAAGAAGCACUAAUUGUGUGCCUCAUACUGACUGAUUUUCUGAUCCACUCCUCUACUUAAACAUUUUUUUUUAAGGUAUCUGUGAACAACAGAUGCAUAUCUGUAUUCCCAGUCAUGUGAAAUCCAUAGAUUAGGGCCUAAUGAAUCUAUUUCAAUUGACUGAUGUCCUUAUAUGAACAAACUCAGUAAAAUUGUUGCAUGUUUCAUAUUUUUCUUCAGUGUACAUCAGUAGAGUAGACUCUCAGCCGUUCCUGUACAGCUUUCAGAAGCCUGGAAUACCUUGUAGUUGAUUGGACAUUUAGUCAUUUAAGACUUGUCAAGCAUUAAAACAGAUGGGUUGCAUUCUGCUACUUGAAUACCCCACGUCGCUCAUGCCUGCUUGUAUGUGACUCCUACAUGUAUCACAUUUUGAGAUUUGGUCCAGUUUUAUGUUUUGAAAUGUGGCAGGGAUGUUUUUUGGAAUGGUUUUAUUAUAUAUUUUUGACGACUACAGAGAUUUGAUGUGAUUUAAGAAGCCAGUCAAAGAUGUAGCCUAAUUGUUUUUAAAUUCAGUCCAACAUGUAGGUAUGGGUAAGGAGCCUUUUGGAAUUAGACUUAAGCGUUCCAGUACUGCUUACCGUGCGGUAGCAGAGAACAGUAUGACUAGGGUGACUGGUAUCUGAGGCAUAAACGAUGGUAAUGAAAACUGUUUUCCUAUAGACACUACUGAUGAAGACAUUGUGAUUUGUAUACAAAACAUAGGCAUCUCUCUCUGUACUGUGGUCAUUUUUCUUCAGUGACAUCUUCAAUGGUACUUUCAGCUGGUUUCUUGGAGAUGCAGAAGUCAAAGAGAGCUCAGGAAAACAAAUGUUUUAUUCUUGGCUUUUCUUGGAUUGUAAGGUAUCGAUUUUCCCUUUUACACUGGGCUAGUUGAUAUUGUGAUGUAACUAUGAGCUCAUCUCACCAUUUGGUGUAUUUAUUUUUGAUUGAACAGGGCAAGAAGAAUAGGCUUUGAUAUCUGUUAACACUGGAACUGGGCUCUCUGAAAAAGGAUACAAUUUGUUCUGAUGGUAUGCAGAACAAGGGGGCUGUCUCAACACUGGGACCUCUGUCUUUACUGAGGUAAAAGAUAUAGAAUGCAGAGGGGGAAAAAAUGUUUUUUUUUUUCAUUUGGAUUUGGGGCAUGUAUACCCCAGUAAAUGUAUGUUGCUGCUACUGUAACAUUGGCAAGGAAAUGACGGAUGGAGUAUUUGGGGGUCAAUCUAUCCUCGUACUUCAUGAGGGCUUUGAGGAAGAGAUGGUUGUCAUGAGAACCAAAUGUCAAAUAUUCCUAUCCAUGUUUUAGCAUGGGAGUUUUUUUGUUAUACCAUCAACUGUCCUAUUCAUACUGUAAACACCUCAAUAUUUCAAACACCAUGUUAAACUACUUUUUUUUUUCAGGACUAGUUAAAUGUGUACAUAUGGUAGGUGAUAUACAUUAAAAUACAAGUUUUGUAUUA